AGCAUUUCCCCCUUACUCAUCUGUGUAGGAGUUUAGGCUUCAAUUUUCUGCCCCAGCUAGGACGCAACUGGAGAAUGAUCAGACCUGACUGAGAGACCCUGGCUAAUACUUUCUAAUAAUUCAUUCAGGAAAGAUGAAGAGCUGUCACUGUUUCUUGCUGCUUUGCUCACUGGUCUUUGCGCUGUCUUUUGCAGAGGAGGCAACGUUUGAGAAUGAGAUCGACCUUACAGAGUUUAUUAGAAGGAUUUCUUCCUCUGGACUACUGGUCAGGGAUCAGCCUCUGGCUAUCAACAGAGACCUUCGCUUUGAAACAAACUCACUGGAGGAGCUUGGAGAUCCAGAGGAUUCCAUUCCCAUCUGGACUGAUGAGGAACCAGUCAUCCAGAAUACACUCAACACCGGGACUACCAUCCCUGAUAUUCCUGACUAUGGCCCCAUAGUGUUGACCAACAAUGGAUUGAUCAAGGGACUCACAGUGGAAAAGUCCCACAUAUUUUAUGGGAUCCCGUACGCGGACCCACCUGUGGCCACACACCGCUGGAAGCCCCCCAGACCGGUGACCCCGUGGCCGGGGGUCCACGACGCCACGUACCCGAGGAACGCGUGUAUGCAAGGCUGCAGUGGCCCCAUAUCUGACAAGUGCCCUCAGAAGGUGAGUGAGAACUGCCUCUACCUCAACAUAUUUGUACCUCUGGAUGUGAACUUCAGUUCCCCUUUACUGACAACCCUGCCAGUGAUGGUGUGGAUCCACGGGGGAGAUUUCAUUGCUGGCUCAGCCUCCAAGCCCCUGUACGAUGGGAGGUUCAUCAGUAACUUCACUCACACUGUGGUGGUGAGCAUGGCGUAUCGGCUAGGGGCGUUUGGUUUCCUCGUCUCGGGAAAAGACCCCAAAACCUCAGCAACCGGGAAUUAUGGGAUCCUGGAUCAGCAGGUUGCUCUUCUCUGGGUUCAACAAAACAUUGCUCUGUUCGGAGGCGACCCCAGCAAGGUGACCAUGUUUGGGGAGAGUGCAGGAGCCCAGUCAGUGAGCCUCCAUCUGAUGGUCCAGAGCAGUAAGCCCCUGUUCAAACAGGCUGUGUUCCAGAGCCUACCCUUCUCCAUCCCUCUCAAGACCAGACAUGAUGCCCUGAAGCUGGGGAGGGACUUUGCCAGACAGGCCAACUGCUCUGUGAGCGACAUCGUGUGCCUGCUGUCCCUCAGUCCUCAGGCUGUCCUCGCUGCCCAGAUGAAGUCAAGUUCCAAAGUGGUGAAUCCCUUCAGGUUCCUGGAGAUCUUUGAGACCUGGGGGCCCUAUGUGGAUGGAGAGCUGAUCAAGGAGCAGGCUGUGACUGCCUUCCAGAAGGGCCACUGGCAGAAGGAGAAACCAGUCCUCCUUGGGACCACUUCAGAGGAGGGGUGAUAUUUG
This is a messenger RNA of Oncorhynchus kisutch (coho salmon), 1405 nucleotides long. RefSeq names its product crystal protein-like. The coding region runs from base 134 to 1399 and encodes 421 amino acids. The transcript is spliced from 7 exons. The record is from RefSeq and is a predicted model, not a curated record. Lineage: Eukaryota; Metazoa; Chordata; Actinopteri; Salmoniformes; Salmonidae.